AUGUCUUUUUCCACCCAAAAAAAGAUCUACAAAGCCAAAGAGCAUGUCAGGAAGGCCGUUAUGUACUGGCCCUUGGUUUUUGUCCAAGACAUGGACCAGUAUGUGGAGAUGCUGAGGGAGGAAGUAGUGAGUGGGACAGACACAAUAAGGGAGGGAAACAAUGCUGGGCAUAACUUCCACAUCCCCCAGCUCUUUCUGAGUGCCAUCACACAGUUUGGCAGAGGAGAGAACAAGGGAAGGGCUGUGGAUCCCUCCAUGAUUAGCUGGAAAUAUGAGACAGUGGAGGAAUCCGUCUGGUUUGAUCCCAGGAGACAGACACCUGAGAGGAGGGAUGCUCUGGACAACAGGUGGUGGUUGCAAAUGGUUCCACCUUGUCCUUGUACUUUUGCCACCAUGCCCAUCAAACCAGCACGUUUCAAAAGCCCCCCGGCACCCACCACUGGCAAAAGAAAGCGCAACCCUGCUCUCAUGACAGUGGUUUUGUCAAAGAGGGAAAAGAGGGCAGCUCCGUCCAGAGAACCCAGGGAGAUGGAUGUGAAUGCAAUCCAUCCUGGCCUUGGGUGGAUUGCCAGGAUGAGGGAGGCCACCCCCUCUCCUGCCAGGGAGGUUUUGGAUGCUGUGGCAAGGCUGCCAUUGCCAUCCCCCAGCCCCCUUCCCAUUUGUACCCAGGAGGCUGUUGACCCCCCCCCCCCCCGGACGUCACACUCUCUUGGUCCAACACUUUCUUCAAUUUCCUGUCCCCACCUUUCCGUCCCACCCCUAUUUCUCCUCCUGGCUCUCCCAACCUAUUCAAGUGGGAAGAAACACCUUCCCGGAACCCCUUGUCUAUCCCCCGGGCCUCCACCUUACUGGCUUUUUGAGGCCCAACAAGGGGAUUUGCCUCAGCCACCAAUGCCCCACACACCCCUAGGAGGUGAGGUCCCUAUUGCUGUCACUCCUCAAAGUGAUGGCCAGGACCUCAUAGACUUCAGCUUUACAUCCCCGGUUCCCAGCCACGUACAAUGGUUGUCCCCAGCACAGCAGUGGAGUCCGCCUCCUUCCUUGGAAGAAAGGGUAGCAAGGAUAGAAUGA
This is a messenger RNA of Serpula lacrymans var. lacrymans S7.9, 1071 nucleotides long. RefSeq lists its product as uncharacterized. NCBI's taxonomy places the organism in Eukaryota, Fungi, Basidiomycota, Agaricomycetes, Boletales, Serpulaceae. The coding region runs from base 1 to 1071 and encodes 356 amino acids. The record is from RefSeq and is a predicted model, not a curated record. The transcript has 3 exons.